AAUCAUUUUGUUUACAUGAAAAACUCAACCGAACUAAAAAUCCGAAUUUAUGCUCAUUGGUUUUGGCAAAAGCGCUGGACAUGUAUAUAAUCAAGGAGAAAAAGAAAUCCCUAAACCCAAAGGAAAGAAGUCAAGAAUCAAACUCUUCCCAAAAACAUGGCCGCUAUACCCAAUCAGCUCCUAGAAGAAAUCCUUUCGAAUCUUCCCGUCGAAUCCCUCCUCAGAUUCGUAUCCGUCUCGAAACGAUGGAGAUCGAUGAUCCGAUCUCGGCAUCUCGUGGAGAAACACAUGACCCGUCACAGAUGCCUACCGAGGAGAAUCAUCUUCUUCGCGUUAAAGGAAAGAAAAGAUGAUCAUGAAUACGAUAUUUAUCUCAAGAGUUUCGUCAGAGAAGGUGGAGAUGGACCCGCUCUUCGUUCUUACUUUCUCUCCCGUCGUUUUCAACCUCCUCUUCGAUUUUCGGGUUCUUGCGAUGGAUUGGUGUGCUUCAACGAUCAGAUUUCGGCCUAUGUGAUUAACCCCGCCACGAGAGAGCUCCGGGAACUUCCUCCGGCGAACUUCCAGGUCAACCCUAGCGACACAACCCCAUCAAAUCCGAUUCGGACAGUAGUAGUUUGCCGGAAUUGUCAUGUGAAAGAAAUCUCUAGAACAUCGGUUGGAUUCGGGAGAGACAACAUCACGCGUACUUACAAAGUGGUCUUGUUAUACCGGGAAGGAAAUGAAGAUGGCUACAUCACCAAGUGCGAGGUUUUCUCUCUUGACACUGCCCUUUGGAGACGCAUAGAUCCGCCUAUUCAUGGUGUCAUCAAUCCCACACCGAAACCCAUUUACAAAAGCGGAUGCCUAUACUGGUUCGCGUAUAUAUACGAGGGGCCGGGAUGGAAACUGAAAGUGAUAGCUUUCGACCUUCACAAAGAGAGUUUCCACAUGACGCCAAACCCGGGUUUUCAAGACCACGAAUCUUACAAACAGCUCAACAUGUUUAACCAUGAGGAUCGUGAUCUCAAGGUGAUAACCGUGAGUACGGAUCCAGAGGUCCGGAGGGUUUGGACAUUAUUAGGUCAUGAUGAUAAAUGGGAAGACACUACGGAAGCAGAAUCGUCGGGGGAAGGAGGAGAAGAGGGACAAAGGCAAUGGUGGCUUCGUCAAGAACGUCGCGAUGCGUUUCUUCUGCCUGGCCCUGAAUUCUUGUCUCUGGCCACCGGCCAAGAAGUGAAUGAUUACUUCGAAAGUUUGGUUUCAGUUUAUCAAUGAUUGUGCCUUGUUCCUGUGGAUAUCAAUCAAGUUACAUAGUUCGAUUUUAAGA
This is a messenger RNA of Tarenaya hassleriana, 1306 nucleotides long. RefSeq names its product putative F-box protein At2g02030. The transcript has 2 exons. The coding region runs from base 157 to 1254 and encodes 365 amino acids. Gene Ontology annotation, molecular function: protein binding. The record is from RefSeq and is a predicted model, not a curated record. Lineage: Eukaryota; Viridiplantae; Streptophyta; Magnoliopsida; Brassicales; Cleomaceae.